AUGGCAAAGCUUGCCCAAAUGCAUCCCUGUUUACUGGUAGUCUUGCUGUUCGCCGGCUGGACGCUCGCGAAAACAGUUACUUACGAUUUCAAUGUCUCAUGGGUCAAUGCAAACCCGGAUGGUUUGCUAGAGAGGAAAGUCAUCGGCAUUAACGGACAGUGGCCGCUGCCCGUCAUCGAGGUCGACAAGGGUGAUCGCCUGGUUGUCAAUAUGUACAAUGGCCUAGGUGAUAAAAACGCUAGUAUUCACUUCCACGGUAUGUAUCAAACGGGAACCAGUGAUAUGGACGGGCCAUCUAUGAUCACUCAGUGUCCUAUUGUCCCCGGACAGAGCUUCACAUAUAACUUCUCCAUCGAUCAAAACGGCACCUACUGGUACCACUGCCAUACCGACUUCUGCUACCCCGAUGGCUAUCGUCAAGCUCUCAUUGUCCACGAUGAAGACAGUUACUUUCGUGAUUUAUACGAGGCAGAACUCACCUUGACCGUUAGCGACUGGUACCAUGACUUGGUGGAAGAUAUUCGGUUUCUGUCGCUGUACAACCCGACCGGCGCUGAGCCCGUGCCCAAUUCCUUCCUGAUGAACGAUGCCCAAAAGUCGAGUUUUCCUGUCAAGCCCAAUACCACCUAUCUGAUAAGGUUUAUCAAUAUCGCCGCCUUCGUUGGACAGUACAUCUAUAUCGAGGACCAUACAUUCAGGAUUGUUGAGGUAGACGGUGUAUAUACCGAGCCUGCAGAGGCAGAUAUGCUGUAUCUCGCCGCCGCCCAACGAUACGCUGUUCUCUUAACCACCAAGAAUUCGACGGAGAAGAACUAUCCUAUUGUCAUGGUGGCCGAUGCUGAGCUUCUCGAUUCGAUCGCCCCAACGCUACAACUAAAUAACACCAACUGGUUAGAAUACAAUGCUUCCGCACCACACGUUGAAGCAGUCGUGCAGGUCGAUUCCUCAGCUGAUCUCGUACCAUUCGAUGACAUCAACCUCAUUCCAUCUGACGGCAUGGCACUCCUUCCGGAGCCCGACCACGAGAUCGAGGUGACGGUUGUUAUGGGUAACUUGCGGAACGGAAUUGGGUACGCAUUCCUGAACGACAUAACCUUCAAUGCUCCCCAAGUCCCUACACUGUACACUGUGAUGUCUUCUGGCAACCUCUCCACCAACGAAGCCAUCUACGGCGAAUACACACAGCCAAUGGUGCUCAAGCACAACGAGGUCGUGCAGCUUGUCCUAAACAACAAUGAUACCGGUGCCCAUCCCUUUCACCUACACGGCCGGAACUUCCAAGUCAUCGACCGCGCCCCUGCCUAUGGCAAACACUUCUACGACUACCACGAUAUUGAUCCAGUGCCAUUUGAUCCCAACAACCAUUCGGCUUUUCCGACGGUCCCAUCCCGUAGAGAUACCUUCGUCGUCCCACCGCAUGGACAUUAUGUCAUUCGCUUCGUCGCCGAUAACCCGGGCGUCUGGCUGUUCCAUUGCCAUAUCGACUGGCACCUGGCGCAGGGAUUAGCCAUGGUCUUCAUUGAGGCUCCUGACGCGAUCCAGCUGACUCACCAUAUCCCCCAACAGCACUAUGAUGUGUGUCGCGCUGCUGGGGUACCGAUUGAGGGCAACGCCGCAGCGAAUACCAAGGAUUUACUUGAUCUCUCUGGCCAGAAUACGCAGCUGCCGGGUUUGCCAUCUGGUUUCACGGCUCGCGGCAUUGUCGCGUUUGUCUUUUCGUGUAUCAGCGCUUUUCUCGGUAUGGCAUUUAUCAUUAUAUAUGGCUUAUCCGAGCCCCAGGCACUCCAAAAGAAAGAUUCCGCCGAUGAGGACGUCACGCAUGAGAGUGUUCCUGCUGGCAAUGCCGAGCAAAAGACCGCUGCUGCGUAG
Messenger RNA from Exophiala bonariae, 1869 nucleotides. RefSeq lists its product as uncharacterized. Gene Ontology annotation, biological process: reductive iron assimilation; cellular response to iron ion starvation. NCBI's taxonomy places the organism in Eukaryota, Fungi, Ascomycota, Eurotiomycetes, Chaetothyriales, Herpotrichiellaceae. The coding region runs from base 1 to 1869 and encodes 622 amino acids. Gene Ontology annotation, molecular function: ferroxidase activity; copper ion binding. Gene Ontology annotation, cellular component: high-affinity iron permease complex. The record is from RefSeq and is a predicted model, not a curated record. The transcript has a single exon.